This is a messenger RNA of Linum trigynum, 2169 nucleotides long. Lineage: Eukaryota; Viridiplantae; Streptophyta; Magnoliopsida; Malpighiales; Linaceae. The record is from the annotation of a GenBank genome assembly.
AUGACCCACCGCCGCCCCAUUCUCCUCUUCCUCCUCCUCCUCCUCCUCACCGCCUUCUCCACCACCACUUCAGCUCAGCCGCAGCAACCUCCUUCCCGACUCCUCGACAACCGCCGAUUCGGAUCCCCAUUCAACGCCUCCUACUACACCCCCUUCGCCGUCGUCUCCCCGGCGACGAUCUCCAACGGCGCCCUCCAAAUCACCCCGGACUCCGCCGGCCAGUUCAACCUCUCCCACCAAUCCGGCCGCGUCCUCUUCAACCAGUCCUACAAGCUCUGGGACUCCGACGACGGCCGCACCGCCUCCUUCAACACCUCCUUCCUAAUCAACCUCUUCCGCCUCGACGAUUCCCCAGUCCCGGGCGAGGGCCUCGCGUUCCUGAUCGCCCCCUACAUCCUCCUGCCCGCGGGCAGCUCGGGGCAGUACUUGGGCCUCACCAAUUCCACCACCGACGGCGACCCCGCCAACCAGAUCCUCGCCGUCGAGCUCGACACCUUCAAGCAGGAUUUCGAUCCGGAUGACAACCAUUUGGGGAUCGACAUUCACAGCGUGAGGUCGAACAAAACGGCGUCGUUGAGCACCCUCGGGAUCGAGCUGGCCCCAGCUGGUGCCAAGUUCUACGUCGUUUGGAUCCAAUACGACGGCGUGAGGAAGAGCCUCGAGGUCUACAUCGCGGAGAACGGGUCGGGUCGGCCCGCCCGGCCCGCAAUCGAGGCGGCGGAUCUGGAUCUGAGGGGGACCGUGAGCCAGUACUCCUACUUCGGGUUCGCCGCCUCCACGGGGAACAACACGCAGCUCAACUGCGUGCUGAGCUGGAAUCUCACGGUGGAGCUGCUCGACCCGGAGGAGGAAGUUCCCUCUCCCGCGGCCGCCGCCGGCGGAAGCUCCGGGGUGAAGAUUGGAGUUGGAAUCGGAGUGGCGGUUCUGGCGGUUGCGGUGGGGGGAGUGGUGGCGGCGUGGUGGUGGUGGAGGAGGCGGAAGGCGGCGGCGGCGGAUCCGAAACUGACGGGGGCGCUGAAGAGUCUGCCCGGGAUGCCGAGGGAGUUCGAUUUCAAGGUUUUGAAGAAGGCGACGAACAAUUUCGACGAGAGGUUGAAAUUGGGGCAAGGAGGGUUCGGGAUGGUGUUCAAAGGAAUUUUGCCGGAGGAGAAUGUUCCGGUGGCCGUGAAGAAAUUCUCGAGGGAGAAUAUCAAAGGGCAGGACGAUUUCUUGUCGGAGCUCACCAUUAUCAACCGGCUCCGGCAUAAGCAUCUCGUCCGGUUACUCGGAUGGUGCCACAAGAAUGGAAUGCUACUCCUAGUCUACGAGUACAUGCCAAAUGGCAGCUUGGACAAGCAUCUCUUCGCCGGAGAAAACGACCAUCACAACCACCACAACUUCCAAAAACACCCACCAACCCUCCAAUGGAAGCUCCGGUACAAGAUCGUCACGGGCGUCGCCGCCGCCCUCCACUACCUCCACCACGAGUACGACCAGAAGGUCGUCCACCGCGACCUGAAAGCCAGCAACGUCAUGCUCGAUUCGACCUUCAACGCCCGGCUAGGCGAUUUCGGCCUGGCUCGGGCGUUGGACAACGAAAAGACGUCCUACGCCGAGCUGGAAGGUGUCCCGGGGACGAUGGGGUACAUCGCCCCCGAGUGCUUCCACACGGGGAAGGCCACGUGCGAAUCCGACGUGUACGGGUUCGGUGCGGUCGUGUUGGAAGUCGUGUGCGGUCAAAGGCCGUGGACCAAAAUCGGUGGAUUUCAGUUUCUGGUGGAUUGGGUUUGGUGGCUUCACCGCGAAGGGAGGAUUGUGGAAGCCGUGGAUAAGAGGCUUGGAGGGGAUUUUGUCGAGGAGGAGGCCAGGAGGCUGCUUUUGCUUGGGCUUGCCUGCUCGCAUCCGAUUGCGGGCCAGAGGCCCAAGACGCAGAAGAUCUAUCAGAUUCUGAGUGGGUCCGUUGAGGUGCCGAGGGUGCCGCCGUUUAAGCCCGCGUUCGUUUGGGCCCCUGCGGUGGGCCCGGACGGCGACGGGGAGAAUACUACGACGAGUAGUAGUGUGAUGACGAUGGACGCGACGGCGGAUACGACGCCGAUUACGUCAGGGUGGUCGGCGGAGUGUGUUAGUCCGACGAGUUAUUACGGUGGAGAAGGGGAUACGACGAAUACCAACAGCUUUUCUCCGGUUUGA